AUGAAAGCCAGGAAGAGCAGUGGACCCAAGACGCUGCCCUUGGGCACUCCAGAGGUGACAGGGGAUGUAUGGGAGUUUGUUUUUUCUGUCUGUUUUGCCUGGUUUCUACACACAAUAUGGGAUCAAUUAGUUGAUCUUCAAAAGGAAAACGUAAGGCUUUCAGAGAGAUUAAGUGAAUUGGAACAAUCUUCUACUAAAAAAUUAGCGGUGUCUACCCACGUCGGGCUAUCGGGCUCGCUUCCUGUAGCCGGCACAGCUAAAGUCAUGUAUGAUGUUGAAAUUACCAACAUUGGCAAUGCUUUUAAUUUCCAGACUGGAAAAUUUAUCGCCCCUGUUUCUGGGGUUUACAUGUUUCACGUUACCGCAUGCUUAGGUGAUGGCGGACAAUGGAUGAUUCUGAAUAUAAUGGGCAAUGAUAAUGUGAUUGGACGUGUGUUUACUGGUGACAACUCAUAUCAUGCCUGUGGUUCGAAGGCAAUAAGUGUUCAUUUGAAAACAAGUGAUUCCGUGUGGGUACAGCGGGCAGCUGGUUCAGCUGUUUUUUUAAACCAGGACCAUGGUUGGAAUUCUUUUACAGCUGUACUUUUAGAUAAAGAUUAA
Messenger RNA from Ruditapes philippinarum (Manila clam), 600 nucleotides. Its product is annotated as complement C1q-like protein 4. Bases 1 to 600 code for a protein of 199 amino acids. Lineage: Eukaryota; Metazoa; Mollusca; Bivalvia; Venerida; Veneridae. The record is from RefSeq and is a predicted model, not a curated record. Gene Ontology annotation, molecular function: protein binding. The transcript has 2 exons.